Messenger RNA from Astyanax mexicanus (Mexican tetra), 2395 nucleotides. Its product is annotated as tripartite motif-containing protein 16-like. Bases 31 to 1710 code for a protein of 559 amino acids. The transcript is spliced from 6 exons. Gene Ontology annotation, molecular function: zinc ion binding; protein binding. Lineage: Eukaryota; Metazoa; Chordata; Actinopteri; Characiformes; Acestrorhamphidae. The record is from RefSeq and is a predicted model, not a curated record.
AACCAGGAAACAAAAUCUUCACACUGUAAAAUGGCAGAAGCUGGUAUUUUGGUAGUUCAGGAUGAGUUCAGCUGUUCAGUCUGCCAGGAUCUCCUGAAGAAUCCAGUGGCUAUUCCCUGUGGACACAGUUUCUGUAUGGUGUGUAUUAAUGGGUGCUGGGAUGAGGAGGAUCAGAAGAAGAUCUACAGCUGCCCUCACUGCAGACACACCUUCACCUCAAGACCUGUUGUGAGUAAGAACACCAUGCUGGCUGAGGGGAUGGAGAAACUGAAGAAGACGAGACUCCAGGCUGCUCCUCCUGAUCACUCUUCUGCUGAUCCUGAAGAUGUGGAGUGUGAUUUCUGUACUGGGAGAAAACACAAAGCCGUCCAGUCCUGCCUGGUGUGUCUGGCCUCUUUCUGUGAAGCUCACCUCCAGCCUCACUACCAAUCUCCAGCCUUUAAGAAGCACAAGCUGGUCAAAGCCUCCAGACGACUCCAGGAGCAGAUCUGCUCUCAGCACGAUAAACUGCUGGAGGUUUACUGUUGCACUGACCAGCAGUGUAUCUGCAUGCUGUGUAUGCUGGAUGACCAUAGAGGACAUGAUACAGUGUCACUUGCAGCAGAAAGAUCUGAGAAACAGAAGCAGGUGGUGGAAACACAGAGUAAAUACAAGGAGAGAAUCCAGGAGAGAGAGAAGGAGCUUCAGGAGUUAAUAGAAGCUGUGGAGAAUCACAAGCGCUCUGCUCAGACAGCAGUGGAGGACAGUGAGAAGAUCUUCACUGAGAUGAUCCUCUCCAUUGAGAGAAGACGCUCUGAGGUGAUGCAGAUGAUCAGAGAUCAGGAGAAAGCUGCAGUGAGUGAAGCUGAAGAACGUCUGAAGAGACUGGAGCAGGAGAUCACAGAGCUGAAGAGGAGAGAUGCUGAUCUGGAGAAGCUUUCAUUCACAGAGGAUCACAUCCAUUUCCUCCAGAGUUUUCAGACUCUCUCAGCUCCUCCUGGAUCUUCAGCAUCACCUGCUUUUACUCUCAGUCCUCUCAACACUUUUGAAGUUGUUAUGAAGUCUGUUUCUCAGCUGAGAGUAAAACUAGACAAAUUCUGGAAAAAGGAAUUUGAGAAGACAUCAGCUGCAGUGAAGGAAGUGCAGAUCAUUCUUCCUCCUGAACCCCAAAGCAGAGAAGAGUUUCUGGAGUAUUCCUGUCAGCUCACACUGGAUCCAAACACAGCCAAUAAACUCCUCCUCCUGUCUGAGAGGAACACAGUGGUGACCUGCAGCACCACAGUCCAGCCAUAUCCUGCCCAUCCAGACAGAUUUGAUAGAUGGAUUCAGGUUCUGUGUAGAGAGAGUAUGAGUGGACGCUGCUACUGGGAGGUUGAGUGGAGAGGAGAUAGAGGGGUUUAUAUAGCAGUGUCUUAUAAAAGCAUCUCCAGGAAGGGAUCAGGCAAGGAGUGUGUGUUUGGAUGUAAGAAUGAUCAGUCUUGGAAAUUGUUCUGUAAUUCCUUCAGAUACACAUUCAGAUACAAUAACAGAGAAACUGUAAUCUCCGGAGUGCCCGUCUCCUCUAGAGUAGGAGUGUAUGUGGAUCACAGGGCAGGAACUCUGUCCUUCUACAGCAUCUCUGAUACCAUGACCCUCAUCCACAGAGUCCAGACCACCUUCACUCAGCCGCUCUACGCUGGGUUUGAGUUGAGCUUCAACUCAUCAGUAAAUCUUUUACUUUCAGCAAAAUAGAUGAACAUGCAGAACAAAGAGAAGAGCUGGAUGAGAUCAGAUAAGAACUGCAGAAUCUAGACUGUAGAGCUGAUCUACAGUCAGUUAAAUAGUUUAAACCGUUUAUAUCAUUAACAGAGCUCACAGUAACAGAGUUCAUAUUUUAAACUUCAUAUUACAGAAUUUUAUUAAUUUUUAACACAUUAUCAUUUAUUAUAAACUGAAUGAAAGAUCACAAUAAAAUGUUUAAAUUAUUGUACUGUUGUUUUAACCUCAACAUUUUUGUAUUUAAACAAAGAGAGAGGAAAUCUGUGUGUUAAUGCUUUAACUUUAAUUUUACAAUUAAUGUAAUAUCAAAAGGAAAGAACAAAAUAUACACAACAUAUAGUCAAAUAUAAUAGAAAAUAUACAUUUAACUUACUAUACACUACACACAUUAACUUACACUAUGAAACACAGUUUUACAAUAUUGCACUGUUGAUUGUUGCUUAAAUUUAAUAUAUUUAUCAUCGCUGUCACAUAAAAACAUUAUAUCUCCAAAGUAGCAACUUUACAUUUCUAUUUGCCCUUUCAUCAGGAAAUAUUGACACAGUAUGAAGAUAAAGUAUAAACAUAAGAUACAGUAGACAUAAGGUUUUUGUGUUACAGCAGUUUUAAACUAAUUAUUCUAAUAUAUGUGCUUCUAUGUUGAGUUAAUUUAUUUGAG